GAGGCGGCAUGGCCCGCACGCUUGACGUACCAGAGCGGCAGAUCUUAGUGGACUUCUUCGACGACCCCAACGGGUUUCGAUGGCAUAUGCGAUUGCUCGUCCUGGCCACGCCCAACCCUGGGCAAUGGAUAUGUUCGACGCCAGGUCUGAGCAUUCAGUUCAUCGACGUCACCACUCACAGAGUGAUCCCUCUCACGCGGGACUCGGAGUUCCCGCGGCGUGUCAGAGGCGAGGUCUAUGCGUUCGAUCCGUUGACCCCCGAGGAGCUCCAACAGGUCCGCCGAGAGGCCAAGGAGCUGCUGGCCGUCUACGGGCUCACGGGGGGCGCGGACGCGCAGCCCGAGGGUGGGCGCUGGCUGAUAGCCGACCCCGCGCACCCGGGCUUCGGCGACGCGCUCCCCGCCGCGGCCCUCGCCGACGCCGACAGCCUCAUCAUCCGAGGCGACCGCGGCCUCGCCUGCGUGGACGAGGACUGUCUCGCCGUGGAGAGGCUGCUGGACGAGGACUUGGACAACUGGCGGUUGCUCAAGUCGACGGGCGCGGGCCGCGACAGGCGGAUCCUCGGCGACGAGCGUGUGAACGGGGUACCCGUGCUCUCUCUCACCGCCGCGGCGCGGGCCAGCAGCAAGGCCCAUCGGCCUGGCUGGCCCUUCCGCGGCGACGCCUGCGCCCCGGGCCUCGACCAGGCCAUCUGCUACGGCCAACUCGACUUCGCCAGCUGCGCGGUCAUCGAGCACCUCGCCCGCUGGCUCUACGAGGCGGAGUCGGCGGUCAGGAGGAACCCGAAGGUGCCAGACUUCACGAACCUGGACGGCAUCUUCGCGGCUCCCAUGGCCGAGGACGGGCGGAUGCAGCUGCCGACCUUCUCCAAGUGGGUCUCGCUCCGCCGCGACGAGGCUCAGAUCAUGAAGCAGGGGCGGCUCUGGAGCGAGGGGCGCGGCAUCGACCGCGCCAAGCACAAGGGCAAGGACGGCAAGGGGCCAGGGGCCUUCGGCCCGGGUCAGCGGGGCAGAUCUUCUGGCGACGCCUGCUUCGACAUCGCUUGCUGCCCGGGUGCCCCUCUCGUCGCCAUCUCCGUGCUGACGCUCCUCGUGGACGUCCCCUUGGUCGGUGGAGGCCCCGACGUGAGCGACGGCGCGGACGAGCUUGGCGGUCCGAUGAUGCGGGAGAUGGCCCUCGACCUGACCCCGCCAAGCCGUCGCCUCGCGGAGGCGCAGCGCUCGAUCAUCUCGCGCGUCAGCCGACGCGUCGAGAGCUACGGAGAACGACCCGACAUCCUGCCCGCCACCGCCUACGCCGACCUCAUCAAGAGUCACGACUUGUACUCGGGGCAGCCGAUGAGCUUGCAGCCGUGCGACCCCAGCCUCCACAAGGUACUCCACCGCGACCGACGCCCCCAGGAGCUCCGCGGCUGCCUGGGCGCCGAGGGUCGCAGGUGCCUGGGCCGCGCCGACGAGCUUAUCUUCAGGAUAGACUUCAUCAAGCACCUCGCCUCCGUAGGCCUCGUCGGGUUCAGGCUCUCCGUCCGUGGUCGCGUCGGCGCUUUCUGCGUGGGCAAGGAGGACGGACCCCUCCGCUUCAUCCUCGACGGGUGCGAGCCCUCCCCGCCCCACAGGAGGCCGCCCCACACCGCCUUGGGAUCCGCUGGGGCCCUCGCAGGGCUCGACCUUUCGGACCAGGCCCUGCGGCCCCAGGGCGUCGAUCCCCAGGCGGCCGACAUCCGCGCGGCGGGCCUGGGCCUGAAGGAUGGGCUCUACCAGUUCGCGAACGACGACCUCGCGGACUGGUUCGGGUUCAACUGCCCCGAGGCCGCGUCCGACUUUGGCGACCCGCAGGUGCACAUCCCCGCCGACGGCUGCAUCGUCCAGGUGUCGAGCGACACUCGGAUCUUCGCGGUCUUUCGAGGUCCUCUGAUGGGUUGGUCGUGGCCCCUGUUCUUCUCCAAGGAUCUCCUAGAGGAGGCCCAGUGCAAGGGCCUUCUGAGCUUUGGAUGUGAAGACGGAGGCCGCUUGGUGCACGAGAGGUGCCCCGCGCCCUUGCUGGCGCCCGGCCGCCCCCUGUCCCAGCCCUACGUGGACAACGCCAACGUCGUCGGCCUCAGCCGCAGGGGCACCGAGCACGCGCUGCGCGGCGCCCAGCACGUCCUGGACUACUUAGGCAUCGACUACCACGACCUGGUGGAUCCCACGAAGUUGUGCACCGCGGUGGGCGUCGUGCUCGACACGGCUGCGCGCCGCCUUCGCCACGCGGAGGCUCGCGCCUGGCGCCUGUGCCUUGGCGUGGAGCAUCUGCUUCGUGUGCGUCGUGCGUCUGGCCGUGCCCUUCGAGUCGUGCGCGGCCACCUGGUCAACCACUUCGUGAUCGCGCGGCCAGCGCUUGCGGCGUCGGACGAGGGGCGCCGCUUCAUCGCGCAGCACCUGGACGUGCGGGCCCCCCUCGGCCGCCUCCUGCUGGGCGAGCUCCGUGUGCUGAAGGGUCUGCUGCGGCUGGCCGACGUGGACCGCGCCGCCCCCUGGUCGCGUGUAGUCUACUGCAGCGACGCGUCGGGCGGUGAGCUGCGUGGCUGGACAGGCUGGCCUUUCGCCGUCGCGGGGAACGGCGGCUGCGCCCUCCACGAGACGGCCUGCGUCGACUACGAGGCCAUGCAGGCUUUCAAGUACCGCGAGCGCUGGAGGUUCAAGAUGGAGGAGGAGGAGCUGGUCGCGCCGGGGGCCCCGAGCGACGAGAUCCGCGGCUGGGCCCCUGAGCCCGCGGCCACCUCCGACCUGCUCAUCGCCGGACUCCUGGCCCCCAGCUCCAAGCCGUCGGUGAUCGACCGGCGCCUCCCUCGCACGAGGGCCGUCAUCGUGCAGGGCGCCGUGCCAGCUCUGGACGACGCCUUCCUGGUCCGCAGCCGCUGGAAGGUGAUCGUGCGAGGCGCCUUCAGGUGCAAGGCCUCCGUCCACGUGAGGGAGGCUCGGACUCAGCUCCUCGGGCUCGUCCGCGCCUCGCGCGAUCCCCGCGUGCGCGGCCUCCGCGUCGGCAGCCUGGGCGACGACGUGGCGGCGCUCCUCAGCUUCGAGAAGGGGCGCGCCCGUGACAGGGCCCUCCUCCAGCUCUGCCAGGUCAGUGCCGCCCGCCAGAUCGGGCGCGAGAUCCAGUGGAAGCAGCGCUACUGCGAGUCAGGCCGCAACCCGGGCCGACGGACGCCGACGGUCGUGCUGCUGACCUGGGACACGUCCUACCUGAUCAUCCCCAGCGUGGCCACGCCGCGCGGGCAGCCGUGCCAGCGCGCCCGCGGGGGCCGCAGCCGCUGCCGGGCAUUUUGCGAGCUCUACGCGGGCACCGGCAGGCUCGCGGCAGCCGUCAGAGACAUUCGUUUGCACUGCGCUCCACACUUCGAGUACGGCGUGCACUGGUCUCUGGAGAACCCGGCUGGGUCCAAGUUCUUCAACUGGGACCCCCUCGCGGACUUCCUGAUGACCUCAGGUGGCAACUGGGCCCUCCUCCACUACUGCCAGUACGGCUGCACCUAUAAGAAGCCUACGUACCUCGUGUCGAGCCUCCCAGAGAUCACAUCUCUCGAGCGCCUCUGCCCGGGGAACCACAGCCGCGAGAUAUUCCAGGGCAAGGCGCAUGCAACAAAGAGCGUCGGGGUGCGCCGGCGAGAGCGGGCGGUCGGUGCGGACAGGCCCUACCUCGAGCACCGGCGUGUCCAGCCCCGCACCGUCGCCUUGUGCCGCGAGGCCCACCGCGAGUUCAGCCAGUGGGCGGCCGAGCAGCACCUCCGCCAGGUAUCCAUGGGCGAGACGCACCUGGCCAUGACGAGGUACCUCGACCAUAUGUACUUCCAGGGGCUUAGCAUCGCCCACGCCAGGGGCGCCGUCCACGGGGCGAUCUUCGUGAAGGACUACCUGCGAAGAUCGCCGACCACCGUGUGCCGUGCCAAGGGCGCCCUGGCCGGGUGGUUCAAGGCAGGGCCCGACCGCGUCAGAGAUCCGCUGCCGUGGGAGGCUGCGGUGCUGAUCGCCGACAACCUCGCCGAGAGAGACUGCGAGGGGGUCGCCGCCGCUGGGGCCCUGCUCGUCAGCUUCGACGGGUACAUCAGGCCGAGCAACGCCCUGGCCAUCACGAGCCGCGAGGUGAGCCAGCGCCAGGCCGGAUCCAAUCCCAACAACCCCAGCCUCGUGGUCACGAUCGCUCCUCGGGCCGACGACCACGGCCAACAGCCCGCCCCAUCGACCAAGUCGGGGGACCACGACUGCACCAUCGUCUUCGGCGACCAGGCCAGCCUCAAGGCCAACAGGGGCAUCUGCCGCGACGCCCUGCUCUGGGCCUCAAGGAAGGCCCGCCGCGGCAGGCCCCUGUUCGAUAUCAGCCUCGCAAAGUACGAGCAGCUCUUCAACCAAGCCGUGUCCGACGUAAUGCUGAGCUCUCUCAGGGCCACGCCGCGCUGUGCCCGACGCGGAGGCCCGAGCGCCGACGCAGCUCUCAAGCUGCGCCCUCUUGAGGCUAUCCAGAAGAGAGACCUCUGGCGCUCGGCCUCCAGCGUGCGGCGCUAUGAGAAGCAUGGCGCGCUCAUGCGCCAUAUUGCAAAGAUGACGUCCUCCCCGCUUCGCUCUGUGCCCGCAGCCCUUCGAAGGCUGCAGAAUAUGUUCAAGAUUUGAUGGCCCACCCACCCUG
This is a messenger RNA of Prorocentrum cordatum, 4662 nucleotides long. The record is from the annotation of a GenBank genome assembly. NCBI's taxonomy places the organism in Eukaryota, Dinophyceae, Prorocentrales, Prorocentraceae.